Messenger RNA from Naegleria fowleri, 804 nucleotides. RefSeq lists its product as uncharacterized. The record is from RefSeq and is a predicted model, not a curated record. The coding region runs from base 1 to 804 and encodes 267 amino acids. The transcript has a single exon. NCBI's taxonomy places the organism in Eukaryota, Heterolobosea, Eutetramitea, Acrasida, Naegleriidae.
AUGCAGUCGACGUAUUCGAUUCCUCCUCAGAACAACCCCAAUGCUACUACUGCCAUGUACUAUUCUCCAAAUACUGUCAGUACUCAACCUGUCAUGACCUAUUCUCAACCAAUCGUGUCGCAUACUCAAGUAGCUCUUGUCGACAUGCCUCCACACGCUCAGCAAAAUCCCAUGAUGCACAUGUCAUCUGCCACUGUUUCCCUUCCAGUGACUCAAGAACAAUAUUUCGCUCGUCACAUUCGUCUUCAAGAAAAUUCUCAAACUUUCAAACUUGUCGUUGAAAAGGAAGGAAUUCUUAGUAGCUUUUUCGGAGUCAUUCUUCUCAUCUUAUUCUUCCCAUUGUACAUGUGUAUGGGUGGAUUGGGAGGUAGUAGUGAAGGUUGUUUACUUGCCAUAAUCAUUGUUCUCAUUUAUUGGAUUGUUGCCAUUCCGAUUAUUUUGUUGGUCGCUCCGUUGGUGCUGAUUUAUAUCUUGUUUACUGAAACAUCGACAUUGAUCAGUAUGGAUGAUGCAAAACGUGAAAUGUUGAUUCAAUUUCGAAAACGUUAUUUUGCCUCGAGUGGAGAAGAGGCUGUCUUGACUUGUUGUCAAAUUCCUUAUAUGGAAAUUGGAAAGGUCUUUCUCUCAAAGAAAGCAGGAAAGCACAAAGUCAUGCUUGAAACCAAACAUGGACAAUUAUUUGAAUUUUCAUUGGGAAUGAACGAAGAGUACGCAAAGGAAGAAUUGAAUUAUUUGGUGAAAUUCUUUCAAGCGAGAGGAGUGGUGGUAGAUUUCAAUCAUGGAACUCCACAAAUGAAACCUUAA